AAUCUUUAUUAAAAAUACGAUUUCCAUUUUUUUUAAUUAAAAAAUAAAACUUUCUUCGAUGGAAUCUCAAAAGCUAACUGCAGACGAGGAUAUGCGGCUGCAUCACAAGGGAGUUGUCUCGAGCGCGGCGAGAGGUGGAGCAGUAAGAAGCAGCGCGGUGGUGAAGCAAGCAGAGGAGGAGACGGCAGCGUCAACAGAAAAGGUGUCGUGGGUGCCAGAUCCAGUCACCGGAUGCUACAGACCGGGGAACACUGCCAACGAGAUCGAUGUUGCCGAAUUAUGCGCCAUCCUUUGGAAGAAACACUGAAUAAUUUACGCAUAAAAUUCAAAUAUAACAUGGAUAGGAUUUCUGUUGUUCUAGUGCUGCCCUAUGCAUUUCCUAAAUUAGAUGGAGCUCAUGGAAGGAUGUCAUGGCUUCUGCUUCUCUGUCCUUUUAACCUCUGUAUAGGGGACAAGCUAAAUGUAUGAAGUAAAUAAAUGGUAGAGCUUGUUCUCUAGUUCCUUGUUAUAAGAAUUGAGUAAUUAAUAGAUUAAUUAGCAUGAU
This is a messenger RNA of Rubroshorea leprosula, 544 nucleotides long. NCBI's taxonomy places the organism in Eukaryota, Viridiplantae, Streptophyta, Magnoliopsida, Malvales, Dipterocarpaceae. The record is from the annotation of a GenBank genome assembly.